AUGGGUGGCUUCAACACAAUCCUUUACUACAAUAGAUGUGUAUUAGGGAUCGUUGUCUUAUUGCUGUGUGCAGUAUAUGGUGUUCUUGCAUCAAUAGUUUGCACAUUAAUUGGUAAGCAGCAAUAUUCUCAAUAUUUAACUGCACGUUGUUAUAGCAAUGCAAUGAAAUAUAUUAUGGGUAUCGAUGUGAAAGUAAUUGGAGAAGAAAACUUGAAGAAUUUACCAUACAUCGUUGUCUCAAACCAUCAAUCUGCUAUGGAUAUCUUAAUGUUGGGGAGAAUGUUUCCACCAGGAUGUACCAUUACUGCCAAGAAAUCUUUAAAAUAUGUCCCAUUUUUGGGUUGGUUUAUGGCCUUAAGUGGUACUCUGUUCUUGGAUAGAACUAACAGAGAAAAAAGUGUGGGUACUUUAAACACUGGAUUAGCUAAGGUUAAGGAAAAUAAGAGAGCUCUAUGGAUUUUCCCAGAAGGUACUAGAUCUUACAGUAUCAACUUGGAAAUGUUGCCUUUCAAGAAGGGAGCUUUCCAUUUGGCUCAACAAGGUGAAUUACCAAUUGUUCCAGUUGUGGUCUCUAAUACAAGUUCUAUUUUUAGCCCAAAAUAUAAUGUAUUUAACAGAGGGACUAUUAUUGUGAAAGUAUUAAAGCCAAUCUCCACAGAAGGCUUGAAGAAAGAAGAUGUUGGGAAGUUCAGUGAGCAAGUAAGAGAGACCAUGGUGGCUGAAUUGAAAGAAGUCGGAUAUUCCGAUGCAUUUAAUGAAACCAAUUUACCACCAAGUGUUGUUGAAUUAAAUGGGAAGAUUAUUUCUGCCGUUAAGAAAGAUGACCCAGCUGAUGUAGUUACAAAGGAAAAUGAUGAUGACAAAGACAAAACUACCAAUGCAACAAAAGAAUUCUAA
Molecule: messenger RNA, 897 nt
Organism: Naumovozyma castellii
Lineage: Eukaryota; Fungi; Ascomycota; Saccharomycetes; Saccharomycetales; Saccharomycetaceae
Gene: SLC1
Product: 1-acylglycerol-3-phosphate O-acyltransferase SLC1
Exons: 1
Coding region: 1-897 (298 amino acids)
Source: RefSeq, a predicted model, not a curated record